AUGCGGUACUGUGUUCCUUUAGUCACGGCUCCCAUGGCUUAUGCGUCACUGCUUGAGUGUGAAGGAAGAGGGGGUACAGGCUUUAGACAGGCAUAUAUACAAAAACACAGCUGCAGGUUGAGCUUAAAAUAACCCCCUGGUUCCAAAGAAGAGACCCAAGUCCACAACACACUGAUUUCGGGGCUGCCAAGCAGGGUGAGCCGCCGCAGGGCUGGAGAGAAGUGCCAGUCAGCUGAGGAUGCUGCCGCCCCUCUGCCUGCCGCCGCUGCCCUUCCCCUGGAGGGCGGCCUCGCCGGCCGUGACAGUGGGCAUAUACAGGAAGUGGCAGAAAUAAAGAAAAACAGCCUGUUGACUUUCCUUGCGUGGUGGUAUGAGUGGGCCUCCCAGGCCAGGGCAGUGUCCUUUUUAGGAGGGGAAGCCAGGGAGGUGUCCAAACGGCAGGAAGUCCUGCCCCUCCAACAGUCCACUUGCCGAGAUGAAACGCCCUGCAAGAAUUUCUACUGGAAGACCUUCUCCUCCUGCAAAUAA
Lagenorhynchus albirostris (white-beaked dolphin) is the source of this 528-nucleotide messenger RNA. RefSeq names its product cortistatin (gene CORT). The record is from RefSeq and is a predicted model, not a curated record. Gene Ontology annotation, cellular component: extracellular region. Lineage: Eukaryota; Metazoa; Chordata; Mammalia; Artiodactyla; Delphinidae. Gene Ontology annotation, biological process: regulation of cell migration. Gene Ontology annotation, molecular function: neuropeptide hormone activity.